Molecule: messenger RNA, 2874 nt
Organism: Alternaria atra
Lineage: Eukaryota; Fungi; Ascomycota; Dothideomycetes; Pleosporales; Pleosporaceae
Exons: 5
Coding region: 1-2874 (957 amino acids)
Molecular function (GO): hydrolase activity
Source: RefSeq, a predicted model, not a curated record
AUGCCUGUUAACACCAUCUCUGUGGGCGCUGCAGUGACGCCUACGGUUAUCCAAAUCUAUCUCUCACAUUAUCUCAAUCGUCGCCCGCUCGCGCAGAAGCCAACAGCGCAUAUUUCGUACCACGAAGGUCUUGAGCUAAUCCGCCGCUUUCUCCACUAUGCUUCUUUCCACACAGUCGACGAACUACAAGCAUUCACGUCGCAAUGGGUCCCAGUACCGCGUUGGGUGCACGUAAACGUGGUGGAAAUUUCAAACAACCUACUGCAACGUUCAGCACAACUACUCAAUGCGCAAUUGGGACCUGAAGGUAUCAAAGCCGUUGGAGGAAAGAAUUGGUGGCAGUGGAGACGUGAGGGUACAACACUCAAGGCUGAGUGGAUUGAAAUGCGCAAAGACUACGAUGCGAGGAAACAAUUAGCAAUCACCAAAGGUGAUCGCAUCAUGCUUUAUGUUCAUGGCGGCGCCUACUUCUUUGGUAGUGUCGACGAGCAUCGCUAUCAGAUGCAACGUCAUGCACGCAAGCUCAAGGCUAGAGUAUUGGCGCCUAAGUACAGACUUGCGCCCCAAUUCCCGUUCCCAUGCGGUCUGCAUGAUUGUUUGGCCGCCUACCUCUAUCUCCUCGAAGAAAAACACGAUCCUACGACAAUUAUACUCGCUGGCGACUCGGCAGGUGGGGGCAUGGUUCUUAGCAUGCUUGUGACAUUGCGCGACCAAGGCAUACCACUACCCGCAGGUGCGAUCUUGAUUAGCCCCUGGGUGGAUCUGACACAUAGCUUCCCUAGCCUGGGUGGCGAUGACAAGAUGGACUACAUUCCCUCGCACGGUUUUAUCCACAAGCCGAGUAUGAGCUGGCCACCUCCAAACUCCGACGAUAUGCUCGAGAUCGAAAUCUUGUCCAAGAACGCCACGGGGAAAGAGAACAAGUCAGACAAGAAGGAAGACCAUGCAGCGAAGAAGGAAGCCAAGGUUGAGCGCGUACGGGGUUACUCGGUCCAAUCAGAAGACCGUCCUCCUCUAGGAGACAUUGUCAACCCUUCAGCCACGGGACAAGAUGCGGAUGUCUGGAUAUCCUCAAAUGGCAAAUAUAGCGUUGGACCAAAGAGUCAGUUGUCCGUCCAGCUCGAGGAUGUACGCGUUGAAAUCAAGGACCAGAUCCAGAUGUAUGCUCCGAAUCACCUUUUGACACAUCCUCUGGUAUCGCCCGUUCUACAGCCAACACUCGGAGGACUGCCGCCUCUACUCAUUCAAACGGGUGGCGGUGAGUUGCUCAGAGACGAGCAAAUUUACCUAGCGCAUAAGGCCGCCCAACCACUGGCAUACAUACCACCGCCUUCCAACAACCAGACCACCGAAUCCAUACAAGCUCAAGCUGCCACUUACAGGCCAACUAAUGUUCAGCUUCAAGUCUGGGACGAUCUGUGCCACGUCGCUCCUACGCUCAGCUUCACCCGACCUGCAAAACACAUGUACCGCAGUAUAGCACAAUUCGGCGCCUGGGCACUUGCACGAGCUCAGAAGAAGUCCAUCGACAUCCUUGAUGAUGAUGACAUCUCCUUCAUGAGCAAGGACUCCGGUACCUCAUCAGAUUCGGACAAGGCUGGCGCCAAUUCUUCGUCAGACGACCCCGAGGCUUUGAACACGCAAGCCAAGCGUACGAAGGCAGAGAGAAAGGCUAGCCAAGACGCGCAUGUUGGCAGAGCUGGUGAUCCCAUUCCGUCAUUCGAGCGCCACAUGAUCCGUCAACGCAUCGAUCGACAUGGUCGCAUCUAUGCGCUUGCCCCGAAAGAAGACCUUGUGGCUCUGAACGUCCCCAGCAUCGAUGUCGGUGUGCCAAAGACGGGACCUGUCAGCAAAUGGAUGAAAGCGCAAGCUCAAUGGAACAACAAAUUUUCCAAGCAGAAGAUCAAGAUCCAAAAGCAGCGUAUCAAGGACAUGCAGAGAGGGUUCGAAGGUUUUGAGGGCGAGACACCACCACCUACAGCCUUGGCUGGUAGAAGAAUAAAGGGUAUGAAGGCUGAGAAAGCCGCGAAGAGAAGUUGGGGUAUGUCGAUGUGGUCUGGUUGGGGUAGUAAACAUGAUCAAGCCACGAUCGUACGCGAGAAGAAAGCAGACAAAAACCCCGACACCGAAGCCUCUACCUCCGUUCAAGACCCAGCCCAUACCUCCACCGACAGCACAACAGACAGCAAACCCGAACGCAGUCGCGCCACCGGCCUUGCUACUCCAAAUGUGAAACGCUCGCGCUCCCAAUCCCGCCACUCCGCCGUGACCGACCAAGGCCAAACCGGACUGCCCAUGGACGACCUCUCCAAGAUCGAUCUCCCCAACCCCGGUCUCGCCAAUGCAACGACCCUCGCUCCAGAACGCUUUGCAUCGUCUCUCCCUUCCCCUAUGAGCGAGAUCAGCAAUACAGAUAUGCCCCCUAACAUCAUCGUUUCAGACAACCCUACCGUAAAUUCCAGUACCGUCAUCCCAGCGACCGAUACACUGACUACGCGGCCAACGGCGGGUGGCAUCGCGUAUCCGUUUAGUUUGAAGGUUAAUGGAACGGAUGGAAAGGAUGUGAAUGCCAGUACGCUUACACUUGCGAGUGUAAAUAUCAGCACGCCUCCUGUUGAGGAUGCGCAGAGUGAAGAGAAACAACUUGAGAGUAUGGGAACAGUGGCUGAGAGCGUUAAUGAGCAGGUGUUGAAGGAGGAGAGGCCGGGUGUUGAGCGGUAUUUUGCUGCCGGACAGGGCGCGGGGCUUUUCAGCAGUGGUGUGCCUGAGGAGAGGGUCGGAGAUGGGGAGACAGUGGAGAGGCCGGGUGUUGAGAGGUUUGAGACUGCGCAGGACGGAUUGGAAACGCUUGCUGCUGGAGGUCAGAAGCUUUGA